GCUCUUUGCUCACCACUGAUUGGCUCUCUGGCUGCGUUUUCUUCGUGCCGUGUGUGUUUUUAAUUUCUUGGGUUCAAUUUAUGAUUUUUUGCCAUUUUAAUUUUACAUUGGUGAUUAACACGGUGCAAGAACUUGACUGAGUCCUCAGCUCGAAAGGUUUAUCGCCGCGUGCAGUAGGAUUAAACAGCAGCUACAACAACUGCCAAAGCCAGCAGAAAGCAACAACAACAUGAACAUACCUAACGAAUAUAUCGCGAAAACAGAAGAUGUGGCGGAUCAGGUUAUUAGACGCGGGAAAAAUGUAUUGCCCACCGUAGCGCGCCUGUGUCUCAUUGCCACCUUUUUUGAGGAUGGGUUGCGCAUGUACUUACAAUGGAACGAGCAACGUGAAUACAUGGACAUGAGCUGGGGCUGUGGCAAGUUUCUGGCCACCGUCUUCGUGCUAAUUAAUUUGAUUGGUCAGCUGGGUGGCUGUGGUAUGGUAAUGGCUAGAUUUAAAGUUGACAUUGCAGUUGGAUUGCUCUUCUUCAUAGUGGUUCUGCAGACAAUAGCCUACUCCAUACUUUGGGACUUCCAGUUCUUGCUGCGAAACUUUGCCUUGAUUGGUGCAUUACUGCUUGUGCUCGCGGAGGCUAGAAUCGAGGGACGUAGUUUAUUUGCUGGUGUGCCGUCGUUGGGCGACAACAAGCCAAAGAACUUCAUGCAGCUGGCCGGUCGGAUAUUGCUGGCCUUUAUGUUCAUCACUCUGAUUCGUUUCGAGCUGAGCGUGUGGCAGGUCAUACAGGACAUUGUUGGCUCUAUUCUGAUGGUAUUGGUUGUACUAGGCUACAAGACAAAAUUGUCGGCACUUAUUCUGGUGGCGCUUUUGUCGGUGCUGAAUUUAUAUCACAAUGCCUGGUGGGCUAUACCAUCUUAUAAGCCAUUAAGAGAUUUCCUCAAAUACGACUUUUUCCAGACAUUGUCUGUGAUUGGUGGAUUACUUAUGAUUGUAUCCUUGGGCCCCGGCGGCGUAUCUAUGGAUGAGCAUAAAAAGAAGUGGUAGAGUCCACACGCUAUGGCGACAAACAAAUGAAUUGACUUUUCACACAAGCGUUUUACUCUUUCUGAGAAAAAGUUAGUUAGGUUUACCAUAAAAUGGAACAACAGCAUGAGCAACGAUUGAACAUAGAAAACAACGUACAUUAAAAGGGACUUCCGCAAUAUACCACGCCCCCUUCCUCCAACAGCUUACUCAUAAACAUUCGCGCACAUUCAAAUGAGAGAAACUCUUCAUACAUAUAUAAGAGAGACCUUUUUCUUUUUGUACAUACUAUGUGGGAAUUUAACGACAGACGAUAAAGAGAGACAUAACUGAUUUUUUAUAAUUUGUCCGCAUAGAAUUUUGCAAUUGUGUAUUUUUUUUUUUACUUAUAUUGUUUGUACGACGCCCCUUUUGCUAAGUUGUAAUGAUGGUGUUUGCGUUUGUUGUUUGAUAGAAUUUUGAAGAUUAUUAUAACGAUGUAUAAAAUAUGAUGAUUGUACCAAUUGACGACGAUUUGUUUCUUUCGUUUAUAAGCAAAAGUGUAAUAGAUUUAAAUUGUAACGUUUUAAUAAAGAAAAAUACCAAGACGAUGUCACAUUAAA
Scaptodrosophila lebanonensis is the source of this 1623-nucleotide messenger RNA. RefSeq names its product surfeit locus protein 4 homolog (gene Surf4). Gene Ontology annotation, biological process: Golgi organization. The transcript is spliced from 4 exons. The coding region runs from base 230 to 1042 and encodes 270 amino acids. The record is from RefSeq and is a predicted model, not a curated record. Lineage: Eukaryota; Metazoa; Arthropoda; Insecta; Diptera; Drosophilidae. Gene Ontology annotation, cellular component: endoplasmic reticulum-Golgi intermediate compartment; endoplasmic reticulum; membrane.